Molecule: messenger RNA, 3174 nt
Organism: Sphenostylis stenocarpa
Lineage: Eukaryota; Viridiplantae; Streptophyta; Magnoliopsida; Fabales; Fabaceae
Source: the annotation of a GenBank genome assembly
AUGGAGCAAACCACGCUCGAAGCCAUUCAGUUCAACGAGGAAAUCCAAGGAAUCAUGGCUCCGGCGCCGGAAACCGCAAGUUCCUUCACCGCGCUGCUCGAGCUCCCGCCGACGCAGGCCGUCGAGCUCCUCCACUCGCCAGAGCGCGCCGGGAAACCGCCGCGCCAUAAUCCGAAACCCUAUCCGUUGACCUCAGUUGCCUCCGCUUCCGCCGCCAACCUGACCUUCCCGUCCAACGCUGCGCUGAUAGAACGCGCCGCUAGGUUUUCCGUCUUCGCCGGAGAGAAUUCCAACUCGAACACGAACUCGAACUCCCCGGAGGUGAAGCGCGAGCUGCCGGAGACCGAUUCCAACCCGAGUUCGACUCAGGGCGGCGGCUCCGCCUCCGAUCCCCCUCUGGAGAACAAGGACGCGAAGGGCUUGAAGAGGAAGGAGCGAGAGAAGAAGGUUAAAGCGUCGUCGAAGAAGAGCAAGAGUGUCGUCGCUGACGAGAGUUCCGGCGACGGCGAGAAGCUUCCGUACGUUCACGUUCGAGUUCGUCGAGGUCAAGCCACUGAUAGCCACAGCUUAGCAGAAAGGGCUAGGAGAGAGAAGAUAAAUGCUCGGAUGAAGCUUUUGCAAGAGCUGGUCCCGGGUUGCAACAAGAUAUCAGGAACAGCAUUGGUUCUGGAUAAAAUCAUCAACCAUGUGCAAUCUCUACAGCAUGAAGUGGAGAUAUUAUCAAUGAAACUGGCAGCAGUAAACCCAGUAAUUGAUUUCAACCUUGACAGCUUAUUGGCUACCGAAGGAGUGUCUCCAGUGGGCUGUAACUUCCCUCCCACAGUUGCACCAGUUGUGUGGCCAGAAACCCCGCAGAAUGGAAACAGACAACAAUAUCAGCAACCGUGGCAAUUCGAUGCUUUCCACCAAUCCAUUUGGGGUAGAGAAGAAGACAACACUAAUUUCAUGACUCCAGAAAACUCACUCUUGAGUUAUGACUCAUCGGCAAAUUCAGUUGAAGAUGGAGCUCUGAAGGCGUACAAAGGUGGUGGCACCAUCACUUUUUGCCGAAGAGCUCGAAAGAGUAGUCCUCUUCUGUACCAACUGAACAAUCCCAGAGAUGGUGAAAUGUACUCUGGUUCGUUGCCACACCUAAGACAAACAGCAUGGCCAUUGCUGAAAGAAGCACACGCCUCUCUCAUUGUCUCCAAUUCAUUGUUGUGCACUGCCACUGCUUCAAAGAUCCUUUCUUUGUAUGCACAGUUUCGUGACCUUGACAGUGUUCUUGGGGUGUUCAGAACAAGGCCAGAGGAUGCACCUCGUACAAUGAUGUGGAACUUGAUCAUGAGGUCCCAUGUCGAUUUGGGUCUGUUCGAUUCAGCUCUCUUUUUGUACAAAAAGAUGAGGCAAAAGGGUGUUCCCCAUGAUGGUUUUACUUUGCCGUUAGUGAACCGAGCCUUGUCAUCCAUGAGGGUUGAUGUUGUGUAUGGGAAAAUGAUCCACUGUGUGGCAACUCAAAUGGGUUUGGAUGGGGAUUUGUAUUUUUGCAAUACCAUGAUUGAUGUUUUAGUGAAAUGUGGGUGCGUUGGUUGUGCUCGCCGAGUGUUUGAUGAAAUGUCACAGAGGGAUGUCGUUUCUUGGACUUUGAUGAUUGCGGGAUAUGGUUCUGAGAGACUUGUUUGUAUGGCCUUUGAUUUGUUUAACAAGAUGAGGAUGGAAUUGGAACCAAACUCGGUCACGCUUAUUGUGAUGUUGCAGGCAUGUUGUGCUUCCAUAAAAUUAAGUGAGGGAACUCAAGUACAUGGGUGUGUACUGAAGAGUGGAUUGCUAAUGGAUUGGUCAGUGAAGAACUCGGUUUUGAGAAUGUAUGGUAGUAAAGGGAGUACAAAAGAAGUGGAACUUUUAUUCGGUGAAGUAACCAUGGAGGAUGUGGUUUCUUGGAAUAUUUUGAUUUCCUUUUACUACUCAGAAGGAGACACAAUAAGAGUGGCAGGUUUGCUCAAAGAAAUACAGAGCCUAGAAGUGCAUUUGUGGAACAUUGAAACUUUAACUCUCGUUAUAUCGGCAUUUGCAAAGUCUGGUAGUCUUUUUGAGGGUGAAGGCAUGCACUGCUUAGUCAUAAAAACUGGGUUUUCUGAUGAUGUUUUGUUGACAUCUCUUCUUGACUUUUAUGCCAAGUGUGGGAAAUUGGAAACAUCAGUUCAACUGUUUAGUGAAAUCCGUUCUAAAAGUAACAUCACUUGGGGUGCUAUGAUGUCAGGUUUCAUUCAGAAUGGCUCUUUUAUGGAGGCUAUAGUUUUAUUCCAACAAAUGCAAGCUGAAGAUCUUUAUAUUGUCCCUGAAAUUUGGAGAAAUCUUCUGGAUGCAUAUGCAAACCUGGGAGCUUUAAAACUGGGCAGAGUAGUGCAUGGUUAUCUUAUAAAGAACUUGUUUAAUGGACCUAUAAAAAAUUCAGCACACCUUGAGACCUCUAUUUUAAACAUGUACUUACGAGGUGGUAGCAUGUCUUCUGCUAAAAAAUGUUUUGAUAUCAUGCCUGUCAAAGAUGUAGUAGCAUGGACAACAAUGAUUGAGGGACUUGGCUCCCAUGGUUUUUGCUUUGACGCUUUGAAGUAUUUUAAUUUAAUGAUUGAGCAAAGAGUGCAGCCAAACUCAGUCACCUUUUUGAGUUUACUCUCCGCGUGUAGCCACUCUGGUCUUGUUAGUGAAGGCUGCAAUAUUUACCAUUCUAUGAAAUGGGGAUGUGGAAUUGAACCUGCUUUGGAUCACCACACUUGCAUUGUGGAUCUUUUUGGUCGAUGCGGGAUGCUUGAAGAGGCCUUAGCCAUAAUAUUGAAAAUGGUAAUUCUACCUGAUAGCAGGAUGUGGAAUGCUCUUCUAGCAGCUUCCAGAGUUUAUGGAAAUAAAAAAUUCGGAGAAUAUGCAGCACAAAGACUUUUGGAACUAGAACCUGACAAUGCUGGAUUUUAUACUCUAUUGAGUAAUGUAAAAGCAAGUGUUGGAAGAUGGGACGAGGUUGAAGAACUGAGGAGAGUCAUGAGUGAAAGGGAUCUUAAGAAGAAACCAGGGUGGAGCUGCAUUGAGGUAACCGGGUUCAUCCACGGAUUUGUUUCUGGUGAUAAAUCACAUCCUGAAGCAGAGGAGAUUUAUGAGGCAUUGGGUAGAUUAAGUAUAGUGACACAGGAUUUAGGGUGA